AAAAAUUGGAUAGGUUCCUUAAAGAUCUUUGUUUUCUUGCUGGCUUCUGAAGAUACAAAACUGCUUCUUCAGAUCCGAAGAAAAAGGUCUGAAAUCGAAAAACCCGAGAUUAGGAACAGAAGACCCGCGAACCCAAAAGAAAAAAAGAAAAGAAAGGAGGAGCCAAAAAGAAAAGGGAAAAAGGGAAAAACCCAGUAAGCAAAAGUGGAGGAGCAGUCUUCACUGUGCUCAAGUUCCAGCCAUUGUUUAAAAAGGCAGGGCCUUUAUGUGUUUGGUUUUUGCUUUCGCGUGUGUUGCUUUUGGACACUUUGUUAUGUUCCAAGAGAGCAUUGAAUGAAUCUUUGAAUAACUUUCUUUCUCCUUCUUUUCUUCUUUCACUUUGCGUUGGUGGGUGUAUGGUGUUUGCAAUACGGCUUUUCCUUUUUCUAUCUGCUUUCUGUGGUCAUCGAUCUCUCAAUUGAAUCUUUGAAUUGGAAGAGAGGAGGGGGAGAGGGAGAGAAAAAGUGGCAGCAGCAGAGAGAUUCUUUUGUGAGCACGCAGAUAGAUUCUUGGUGGGUGCUGAUGAUUUUGGCGGUGAAUUUUGAUGCUAGGGAAUUGAGAUAUUUUUAGAGGCCGAGAUGGGGUGGAAGAAAGAUAAUUACUUUCUGGUUUUGUCGGUUGUAGAUCUUGAGUUCCUGAAUUCGACAGUUCCUUCUUAGCUUAGUUUUAGUAAAAACAGAGGCUGCGGUCUUUUGUGGCUGUGGAAGAAGUGAGCUUCUGGCUGCUAAUGGUAUGGCACUGUAAAUUCGGGGGAAUUGUGAGAGUGAAAUUUGUACAAGAAGAUGAAUUGGUGGAGCCUUUGAGCUGAGAAGAGAAAUGGACCUGCUUUGUCUCAGGGGUCUCCCUCUCUCUCAUCAGCAAAUUUGAGCUUUUGUGGACUUUUGGGGGUGUUACUGUGCGAUUGUGUGUUUUUCCAAGUAGAAGUUUGUUAAUCCCCUUUUUCUCUUGGCUCCAAACGUGGGACGUAAUUUUUCCGAAUUCGAGUUUCGAGCAAGAUCAACCGACCGGUGUUUAUUGUAAAAACAAGCACCAGAAGCAUCUAGUCUAGCUACUCGGAGAAGACUUUUAUGCCCUGAAAAAGCUGUGCUUGGUUCGGCAAAACCGCCUUCUGGCCAAGAUGAUCACUUUUAUGGAUUCUAAGGAGAAGCUGAAAGAGGUGGAGAAAACAUUAGAUUCUCAGCUAUGGCAUGCCUGCGCUGGAGGAAUGGUGCAAAUGCCGCCAUUGAACUCCAAGGUCUUUUAUUUCCCUCAAGGCCACGCCGAGCAUUCGUAUGGUCCCGGGGAUUUUCGGAACUGCCCCAGGAUACCAGCAUAUAUACCUUGCCGGGUUUCUGCAAUUAAGUUCAUGGCCGAUCCAGAGACCGACGAGGUCUUCGCUAAGAUGAGAUUGGUUCCGUUGACAAAUAAUGAGCCUGAUUUUGGGGAUGAUGGAAUUGGAGGGCUUCAAGGAUCAGAUGGUCAAGAUAAGCCUGCCUCCUUUGCCAAAACUUUGACCCAGUCGGAUGCUAAUAACGGCGGUGGUUUCUCUGUCCCGAGGUACUGUGCAGAAACGAUUUUCCCACGACUGGAUUAUUCUGCAGACCCUCCUGUCCAAACCAUCCUAGCCAAGGACGUUCAUGGAGAGACAUGGAAGUUUAGGCAUAUCUACCGAGGUACACCGCGGCGACAUCUCUUGACCACAGGUUGGAGUACUUUUGUUAACCACAAGAAGCUUGUGGCUGGGGACUCAAUAGUGUUCAUGAGGGCGGAGAAUGGGGAUCUUUGCGUUGGGAUUCGCCGGGCUAAAAGAGGGAUUGGUGGCGGACCCGAGUCCUCAUCUGGUUGGAACCCAGUCGGUGGUAACUGUGCAGUGCCUUAUGGCGGGUUCUCAGCAUUCUUGACAGAGGACGAGAACAAAUUGAUCACCAAUGGGCAUGGUAACUGCAUGAACGGAAAUGGAAGUUUGAUGGGCAAGAAACGGGUCACGCCAGAGGCAGUUAUCGAAGCAGCCUCACUCGCGGCAAAUGGGCAUCCUUUCGAGGUGGUUUACUACCCUCGAGCAAGUACCCCUGAAUUUUGUGUGAAGUCGUCCAUGGUAAAAGCUGCGAUGCAGAUCCGGUGGUGUUCCGGAAUGAGGUUCAAGAUGGCCUUCGAAACAGAGGACUCUUCACGGAUUAGUUGGUUCAUGGGGACGAUAUCUUCAGUUCAAGUGGCCGAUCCCAUCCGCUGGCCGGAUUCACCUUGGAGGCUACUCCAGGUAACUUGGGACGAGCCGGAUUUGCUGCAAAACGUGAAACGUGUGAGCCCAUGGCUGGUCGAACUCGUCUCUAACAUGCCAGCAAUCCAUCUCUCCCCUUUCUCGCCACCAAGGAAGAAGCUAAGACUUCCACAUCACCCGGAUUUCCCCCUCGAUGGGCACUUCCCAAUGCCAUCGUUCUCCGGCGACCUCCUUGGGCCCAGCAGCCUGUUUGGUUGUCUUCCCAGCAACCAUUCUGCAGCUGGCAUGCAGGGAGCCAGGCACCCUUACUAUUCUCCAUCCUUACCGGAUCUCCGCCUCAGCAAACAGCCGUCGAGUCUGUUCCCUGCCGGUUUUCCGCUUAUCGACCACUCAAUCAGACCCAUCAGAACCUCCAAUGGUCCGAGAAUGCACAAAUCUAGCAGCGACGACAACAUUUCUACCGUCUUGACAAUGACGAAUUACGGGAAAGUCUUUAAGAAGCUUGAGGAAGUUAAGAAACCUCCCCAGUUGGUGCUCUUUGGUAAGCCGAUACUGACCGAGCAGCAGAUUUCUCUAAGCAGCCCUGCUACUACCACCGCCACUACAGCUUCGCCCGCUCGUACUUCAUCGGAAGAGAAGAUAGAAAAACCAGGUAGUUUCCCUGACGGCCCUGGUUCCGCACGUCAGCAGUCGGGCCAACCAGAGCGGCAGUCGUCAUGUGAGCUGUUGAGAAUGCAUGAGGAUGAGCACCAACAGGAGAUGGAAGCCUGCUCAGAAAUCGGCCAUUGCAAAGUUUUCAUAGCAUCGGAAGACGUGGGUCGAACGCUUGAUCUCUCAUUGCUUGCCUCAUAUGACGAGUUGUGCAGGAAGCUAACAGAUAUGUUUGGCGUCGAGAAUACUCAAAGCUUAGCCCGCCAUGUGCUAUAUCGGGAUAACAAAGGUGGAGAGAAGCGCAUCGGCGAUGAGCCAUACAGCGAUUUCAUCAGAAAGGCCAAGAGAUUGACAAUUUUGACAAACUCGAGCAGCAACUGCGUAGGAAAGUAGAGAAGAAAUCGAACAAUGACCUUCACGUGUACAGCUAAUUGACCAAAACCUUCCAUUUACAAGCUGACCAUCGCUUGCAAUUUUGGUGGACCAGGGCAUACGUUCGAGCUGGAUUUACCUCGAGACUAUUCUUUUGCUGCAUUUUCGGAGGAGUGACUCGCACAAACUGAAUAUCGUCCAGUUAUGGAUUCACGGGUCUUGUUCAUUGGUGUCAAGUCAUCUCUUUCUAUGUCCUGUCCUAUCUUCCUUCUUUCUUGGUCUGGCCGUCACGGUCGAAACUCCGACGAGUCACGGUCGGAGGAGUUGUUUCGGUCCAGGAUGGGCUUCUGGCAAAGCAAUUUGAAGUCUUCUAAGAAGGCAAAAUCUUUCUGGCA
Syzygium oleosum is the source of this 3654-nucleotide messenger RNA. RefSeq names its product auxin response factor 18-like. The record is from RefSeq and is a predicted model, not a curated record. Gene Ontology annotation, biological process: regulation of DNA-templated transcription; response to hormone. Gene Ontology annotation, cellular component: nucleus. Gene Ontology annotation, molecular function: DNA binding; protein binding. The coding region runs from base 1157 to 3280 and encodes 707 amino acids. The transcript has 4 exons. NCBI's taxonomy places the organism in Eukaryota, Viridiplantae, Streptophyta, Magnoliopsida, Myrtales, Myrtaceae.